Messenger RNA from Mercenaria mercenaria, 4074 nucleotides. RefSeq names its product proton-transporting V-type ATPase complex assembly regulator TMEM9-like. The record is from RefSeq and is a predicted model, not a curated record. The transcript has 5 exons. Bases 88 to 687 code for a protein of 199 amino acids. Gene Ontology annotation, cellular component: lysosomal membrane. Lineage: Eukaryota; Metazoa; Mollusca; Bivalvia; Venerida; Veneridae.
AAGCCGAACAUUUCCGAAGCCGUAAUGGAGUGAAAAUAAAUUAACGAAACAGAGCAUAUAAUUUACAGUUUUACUUGAUAUUUGGACAUGAUGACGAUAAGAAUAUCACCAACGCUUAUUUCAUUGACACUAAUUUUAUAUGCUUUGCAAUUAGAACCUGCAUCAUGCAAGGAUGGUACUCCGUCAAAGACGAGCUUUGAAGAUGCUAGAUGUAAAUGUGUGUGUCCAAAGUUUAAGAAGGACGACAAUAGCACACUAAGUGAUAAAACAGUCUAUAUCAGCCCAAAUGCUGACCCAUCUAAUUGUAAUUGUCCUUUUGUUGUAAACCAGCCAUUUUGUUCUAUGUGUGAGUGCAAGUAUGAGAACAGAAAUACAACCACAAUCAAGGUUGUUGUGAUAAUUAUAAUCUGUGUGACUUCGCUGUUGCUAGUGUACAUGCUGUUUUUGUUGUGUCUGGACCCACUGAUAGCGCGAAAACCAGGCGCCUACCAGGAGCACAUGGAUGAGGUGAUUAAUUUGGAUGACCAGACAGUGUCACAGGUACCUCAGUUUGAAAGUGGAACGCGGCCACGCAUGAAUCGCCAGAAGUCCGUUAUCAACUACGUCUCUGACGAGCAGAAACGAUGGAAGAGUACAGUUCAAGAACAGAGAAGGAAUAUCUAUGACAAGCAUACUAUGUUGAAUUAAGAUGUUAUGAGCUGUGUCAUGAGAAAAUCAGCAUAGUUGCUUUGCGACCAGCACGGAUCCAGACCAGCCUGCGCAUCCGCGCAGUCUGGUCAGGAUCCAUGCUGUUCGCUUUCAAAGCCUAUUGCUAUUAGAGAAACCGUUAGCGAACAGCAUGGAUCCUGACCAGACUACGCGGUUGCGCAGGCUGGUCUGGAUCCAUGCUGGUCGCAAAGCCACUAGGUUGAUUUUCUCAUGGCACGGCUCAUAUUUCUGUAUAGAUCUGGCAUGUACAUUCUGAAGGAACACCAAGCAAUAUCAUAACAUUUAAUUUAUUGAAGAAUACAGUUGAAUGUUGUUUGUUCGAACUCAAUGGGACAGUCAAGGUUUGUUUAAGUUAUUAGUAGUUUGAGCCAUGGGUCAAUAUACACUAUAUAGAUAUACACAAUAUACACUGUAUAUUGCCGUGACCUGAUGAUUGAUACGAGGGAAGGUUGGUGUUCGAUUGAUCCGAGCGUACAAAGUUUGACUUUAGGUGUCAUAUUUCUACAUUCCAAAAUGAAACUGAGUAGUCUAGAAAACUUGAAUUGAUUUAUUAAUAUUUUUCUGAAAUAUUUCAUGAAAACUACAUAAAAAGCUAUGUAGAAUAAAUUGUUCAAUUUAUUAAAAAAUAUGAUGAAAUGUAUAUAAUUCCAGGAGAGUAGUCUGUGAAACAAACUAUUUCUGAUAAAUGCUUUGGUUAAUGGCACUUUCAAACAAAAAUAUAUGUAAACUAUUCAAAUUUCAUCUACUUUUCUGUGUUCAAAAUUCUUAACAAAGCAGGACACAGUUACAUCUAAUACCAGAAGUAAAAUUGUAACUGGGCACUUCAGGUAAUCAUAUUUCAAAAGGAUUUGGAUUUAAAAUUUGCAGUGUAAUAGUUUUUUAAGGGUUUAUAUCACAGUUACUAUAUAAGAAUGAUCAUGUGAACAUAAAUUUUGGUGUUUGAUAUUGAAAAAAUCAUCAAACUUCAAGCACCAACAUACAGAAUAAUAUGUGUUUGACUGUCUUCUGUAAUAGUAAAUUCUGUCACCUUAGAUUUAAUAGUAUGCAAAGUGUAAUGUGAUAUUUUUAUUUAAUGUAGUUUUUUAUUUGACAUGGUAGAAAUAUACUGAACAAAAUACUCCCUAGAUUGAUUGCUAAUGUUACAUGUAGUACAAUUUGUAUGUACUAUUUUAUCUUGAGCUUUUGAAUGAAAGAUACUUAUAGCUUCUGCUGAAGGUCAGUAUUGGUUUUCAGUUUUUCUUUCAAAUUACCUAUGGACGUCAUGAUGGAAAUCUGGAAAGAAGCACCAGUCUAAAACAUCUGGAUCAUUGAAAGCUUUGAGACCCUAGGUUGACAUUUUUUCAUGUUCACUGUUUGCUGUUGCCCUCAAGUGCAUGUGAUAUUUAUAGUAUUGGGGAUAGUUUUGUUCAGUAUACUGUCUGUAUGUAGACACCAUGCAUUUCUUAUUUCUAUUGUGCAAUAAACAUAGAAUCUAUCUAAUUCAUGUUGUAUAUAUAGGUUUCAGAAUGUAAUGUUAAGACUUAUUAAUGAUUGUAAUAUGUAUAUAUGUAUAUGUAAUUAUAUAGGUGUUGAAAGUAUAUAUACACUAUCAUUGUAUUACAUAGUUAAAACUUGUUUAGAAUUGAUUUUACAUUAGAAGGGAGUAAUAUUUAUAAAAACGGUUGAGGUUAGUGAAAAAGUUAAAGCCUUUAAGUAUUUAGAAUGUUCUGCUGUUCAUUUACCUUUAUUUGGACUAAAAACCUUCAUAAAUUUUAAGUAGACAAAUAAGUACCUCAUACAACUUGCACAACAUUAUAGAAGAUUUAGUUUAAUUGAAGAAGAAGUGUUAAUUUGUCAAGUAAAACCUGAUUUUCAGUAUAUUUAUAUUAUGAAAAAAGCAUUCCACAGCUGAUAGUAAUGUAUUUAUAUAUAUUGUAUUUGUUUUGCGGGAAAGUUGAGAAAGGUGAGUCAGUUUUGACAUAUUUGAGAGGCUGCAAUUUCAAUACUUGUAUGUGUAUGUGUACAUUUAGUUAAUCCCUAUUCAUAAACCUGGCUUGGGGUGUGGAAUUCAUUCAUGUGAGGAUACCUGGCUUGGGGUGUGGAAUUCAUUCAUGUGAGGAUACCUGGCUUGGGGUGUGGAAUUCAUUCAUGUGAGGAUACCUGGCUUGGGGUGUGGAAUUCAUUCAUGUGAGGAUACCUGGCUUGGGGUGUGGAAUUCAUUCAUGUGAGGAUACCUGGCUUGGGGUGUGGAAUUCUUUCAUGUGAGGAUACCUGGCUUGGGGUGUGGAAUUCAUUCAUGUGAGGAUACCUGGCUUGGGGUGUGGAAUUCUUUCAUGUGAGGAUACCUGGCUUGGGGUGUGGAAUUCUUUCAUGUGAGGAUACCUGGCUUGGGGUGUGGAAUUCUUUCAUGUGAGGAUACCUGGCUUGGGGUGUGGAAUUCUUUCAUGUGAGGAUACCUGGAUUGGGGUGUGGAAUUCAUUCAUGUGAGGAUACCUGGCUUGGGGUGUGGAAUUCUUUCAUGUGAGGAUACCUGGCUUGGGGUGUGGAAUUCUUUCAUGUGAGGAUACCUGGCUUGGGGUGUGGAAUUCUUUCAUGUGAGGAUACCAUUCAUCUAGCUUACAGAUGGUCGGUGGUUCUACUUAUGUCUGCAUUAGUGCCAUGAGAGAUACCUGGGAUCUUCCUUCACCACAGAGAGCUGGAAAGUCACUGUAUCACCUAUGAUUGUGUCUGUGUGAUGUUAAAUGCAACAAAAAUCUCAAUACAUAAUAAUAAAUAUUUUUCUAAAAAGUGUUUAACUCAAACACUGAAAUAAAGAAGCAAAUCCUGCACAAUCCAUACAAGUAUUGGAUCAGAACCUCAGUAAUGUCUCAAAGUACUUUAAUCCUGUGUGUAAAGAAGAGAAUAUAGAAAAUAUACAAGUAAUCAAUUUGAUUCAUGUUUGUUCAUGUAAAGAGAAUUUGUGAUGUAAUUUAUGAGCUAGUGCUGCCAUAACCUGGACGUUUGUUGAGUUUUAUAUUUUACUUCUGUUAUUGUCAUGCAAAUAUAGCUGUGCACCAAAUGGGCAUUUUAAUGUAUCUCUUCAGUGAUAUGUAAACAGUGUUUUGAUUAAUAGCUCUAUAAAUAUAGCCAUCACUUUAUGAUUUUAUUUGCAAAACAUCACUGCCUGUCCACUUGUUUCGGUAGGGAGAGGGCGAGUUUGAUCCAGGGGUGAGGCUAAUGUUCAUGUGACAUUUUGAUAGAAGACAUUGCUUCAGGAAUCAUUUCCUCAUCCACCUCUGAUUCACGUGGAGAAGUUGGCAUUUACUUACAGAGAAUAGGUUUGUACUGGCACUGGUACAGAAUCCAGGAGUAUUGGACCGGGUAGUUUAACUGCCUACCGUUACAUAA